Molecule: messenger RNA, 718 nt
Organism: Centruroides sculpturatus (bark scorpion)
Lineage: Eukaryota; Metazoa; Arthropoda; Arachnida; Scorpiones; Buthidae
Product: phospholipid phosphatase 5-like
Exons: 4
Coding region: 23-544 (173 amino acids)
Biological process (GO): phospholipid metabolic process
Molecular function (GO): phosphatidate phosphatase activity
Source: RefSeq, a predicted model, not a curated record
UUUAGGUGUUUCACUUGCAUUAAUGCUUAAUGGAGUUAUCACAAAUGUUAUUAAAUUAAUUGUUGGAAGGCCUCGUCCAGAUUAUUUUUGGAGAUGUUUUCCAGAUGGACAAAUAAAGCCAAACCUUGAAUGUACAGGCAAAAAAGAAGAUAUAAUAGAAGGUCUUAAAAGUUUUCCAAGUGGACAUUCCUCUUUUUCAUUUGCAAGUAUGGGUUAUGUUUCGCUGUAUCUAUUUGGAAAGCUUCAAGUGUUUACUACUAAGGGAAGAGGACAAUCUUGGAGAUUAUUAAUAUCCAUUAGUCCUUUGUUGUUUGCACUUAUUAUUGCUUUGAGCAGAAUGUGUGAUUACCAUCAUCACUGGCAAGAUGUUUUAACCGGGUCGUCUCUGGGUUUCUUUUUUGCUUGGUUGUGUUACCGUCAAUACUAUCCAGCACUAAAUCAUCCGAAUUGUGCCAUGCCAUAUUCAGCAUCAUCGAAUCACACGACUAAUGGAAACAAUCCAGAAAAAAUGGACGAAAAUUUAGAAGAAAUCAAAUGGAUAUGAAAAUUAGCUUUAGGAUUUUUAGAUAAAGAGAAUUUAUAUACAGAAUUUAAUCUCUCAGUUUUAUGAGAGAAUAAAUAAACCUAUUUUUAGGUAAAUAAUAUUUUCCUGGUGAUCUUAACAUUUUAUUAGAUAUUUCAAUAUAUAUAUAUGUGUGUGUGUGUGUGUGUGUGUAUA